GCAGUAACAGUCUUAACGGUACUGAAAACUCAAAUGGUUUUGGUUCUAACUCCUUCUUCUUCUUCUUCCUCUAUUUGUCUUCUCCGUCGCAGUCCCCCAAGGUACGGCGCCGUUCGAUGCUCCUCCAGCGUGCAGGAGAUACAGAAGCCUCCCGGAGAAGGGCUCAGCUCGGAUCUCCGGGCAUCGGAGCCGUUGCCUCCGUUAAAGGUAGCGAAGAGGGUUGUUCUGGUGAGGCACGGGCAGAGCACGUGGAAUGCAGAGGGGAGGAUCCAAGGGAGCUCUAACUUCUCUGUGCUCACCAAAAAGGGCGAGUCUCAGGCCGAGACUUCCCGCCAGAUGCUCAUUGAUGACAACUUCGACGCUUGCUUUGCAAGUCCUUUGGAACGGUCCAAGAGAACAGCGGAGAUCAUUUGGGGAGGACGUAAAGAAUCAAUAAUUCCAGAGUAUGAAUUGAGGGAGAUUGACUUGUACUCAUUUCAAGGUCUGUUGAAGAAUGAGGGGAAAGAGAGAUAUGGUUCUGCUUAUCGUCAAUGGCAGCUGGAUGCUGCGAAUUUCAUCAUCGAUGGUCAUUAUCCGGUGAGAGAGCUAUGGGAACGUGCUAGGAACUGCUGGACUAAAAUCUUAGCACAUGAUAGCAGGUCUGUUCUUGUGGUUGCUCACAAUGCCGUUAAUCAGGCUCUUGUUGCUACAGCAAUUGGUUUAGGGGUGGAGUAUUUUAGAUGUUUACUUCAGAGCAAUUGUGGUGUAAGUGUGCUGGAUUUCAUUCCCAGGCCUGAGGGCGGAUCUCCGGACAUUUGCCUCGAUCGCUUAAAUCAGACCCCUGGUUCACCAGUGGCUGGUGGAAAAUCUGGAGGCAGAGAUACAAAUAAGCGGAUCAUACUCGUUUGUAAUGGAUCUACGCAGGGAAAUACGGAGAAUAGUUUUCCUUUUGCUGGUGAUCAUCCAAUGAACAUGCUUGGUGUUAUACAGUCCCAGAAAUCUGCAGAGCUACUUCUUGAUUUGAAAGUGAGUUCCAUAAUUAGCAGUCCUAACAAGGCUUGUUUUGAGACUGCCAUGACCAUCUCCAAGGUACAAGAAGCUGCAGAUUGCUUGGGUGCUGACUGUGUGCCACGCUAUGUUGAGUUGAAGCAAAUCGGUAGCCUAGAUGUUGAAACAAUCUUUCAGCAAUCCAAAAUGGAUCUAUCCAACUUCCCCCCAAUUCAGCCUGGAUGGUUAAAUAGGAUUGAUGAUGGGUUGAGAACAACAUUAUGGGAUCAAUCUGGAAAGGCAUGGCAAUCCUUGUUGGAUGAAAUAUCCAAUGAAUCGAGCGAAGGAGUCUUGGUCGCGGUUGCUCAUCCAGCAAUCCACAUAGCACUAAUGGGGCACUGCCUUAACUUGACCAAGGAAUGGUUAGGGUCAUUUCAUCUUGACGAAGGGAGUGUUAGUGUCCUUGACUUCCCUGAUGGCCCUAAAGGAAGAGGUGUCAUACGGUGCAUAAAUUAUACUGCACAUUUGGGGAGAUGGUCCAUCCCUAUUACAAGAUCAACAGAGGAUGGUGAAGAGUUUUAACUGUAUAAUAUUGCAAAUGCAUCAUUCCAUUUAUCAAGCUGAAGUGACCCCAUGUCCCCAGCAUCCAAAUUUUCAAGCAUUAAAGAUGGUUAAAUAUUCAAAAUAAUGUAAAGACUCUUCAUCAUCUCUGAACAGGAAAUAAUAUUUAAGCCCUUGGAUGAUUUUGUAUGUAAUUAAAGAAGUAGAUAUAUGAGAUAUGUGAUUGAUAAAAUAAAAAAUAUUUAAUAA
This is a messenger RNA of Arachis stenosperma, 1776 nucleotides long. RefSeq names its product probable 2-carboxy-D-arabinitol-1-phosphatase. The record is from RefSeq and is a predicted model, not a curated record. The transcript is spliced from 9 exons. Lineage: Eukaryota; Viridiplantae; Streptophyta; Magnoliopsida; Fabales; Fabaceae. Bases 34 to 1548 code for a protein of 504 amino acids. Gene Ontology annotation, molecular function: phosphatase activity.